AUGUACCGAAAAAUAAACCGUAAAUUGUCAUCUCCCGCCAAGAAGCGUCGCUUAUCUCGGCAAGAUGCCCAUAUCUCUGACACUCCACAAGCCAGUUUUGACACGGCGAUUUUCAUUUUUGACCCCAAAAAAGAUAAAAAGGAACCACCGAAGCAGAAAGAAAUCAGGCCCGAGAGCUAUCUCGCCCGUCGCCGGGACAGUUACAGAGUCAUUUCUUACCAACACUCUCAUAAUGUCAGCCACGAGAAAUACCAAACUGAAGUGUCUCUCAAUGUCGGAAAAAGUGGCAUGUCGAAGCCGCUCUUCAAGAGACAAAGUCUCUCAUCUAUGGGCACCAAGCAGCGAAUACAUUCCGAUCUUCUCGAGUCAUCAUCUAAGCCUAUUCUUACCGGCUCGCAUUCUGUAAAUCGUGCUCCUCCUCCUUUCAAGCGCCAGGAAUCUACCCUUUCCAGGACUGUUCAGCAAACGAAAGCGCUCAUGCGCCGGAAAACAGAAGUUCUGAUCCACGACUCUACGGUCGAAGGCGAAAAUGUGGAAGACAAGUUUCGACAGUUGACGCUCAAGCGUAUGCAAACACGCGGACGGCUCAUUGGAGCGCUCCUAGGUCCCGUCAAGAAAGAACGACUUGACGAGUUCAGAGGAGGCCCGAGUACUGAUCAGUACUACCCACCUCAGCAUGAUCCUUCUUCUCGCGGCCCAACCUUCCGCGACCCGAGCCAACUUGAGCCAGACACUCUUCCAAGCGGCAGGACUCAUGCUGACUCCAUCUCCGUUCCUUUCAACCGCCAGACCACCACUCAUACAACGGCCAGUAAAUUCUAUCGCAAUGAUACUCUCGGCCAGUCAGGCCUGUUUAUGAGACCGCCAAUUCGGCAAUCCGGUCAAUCGGAAAUAUCCGCCGCUGGCGCAAUGAACCAACCCUAUGGAAAGGAAUCUGUUGCUGCCAUCGGUUGGAAAGCGCUGAAGGCGACGAUUUCUGGCGUCUCAGUUAUAAAACAGCUCAUUCCACAACCGGACGACGAGGAUGAAGAUCAUGAUGUUUUCCGACCAUCGGAGGGGACGAUCGACCACAGAGACGAUGGAAUGGGAUUGAGUUUCGGCCCCGGAGAAGGAACGAUCUCAGAGCAACCAGAACCCGAUUCACGAGAGCUUGAUGAUGAGGACGACUUGGAUGAGGAAGAUGACCAAGUUGCAGACACUCUUCUCGAUCAUCCCGACCCCGUCGUGCAGCCAACCCGACAGAGUAUGCGCAGGCCAACUUUAGGCGAACUCUCCGGAAUGAAAAAAGAACAACUAGGUCGAAAAGUUUCAAUUCAAGUAAACGAGCCACUGCCUGUCUCGCCUCAUCCUCAUACAGACCAGCCGAAGCCAAAGAUGAAGAGAUUAAUGUCGCAAGUUUUCUCGAGAAGGGAUAAGAGAUAUCCAGGCUUGGGAUUUGUUUCGAGAUGCAUGGGUAGAGCGAGAAAGUCAAGAGUCGACAGCCAAGUGAAGCAACAACUCGAUGAGUGGCAGGACCACAGGCCGUUCUUUACUUGGUACGUCUCAAGUGUGCAGGUUAUGGUUCUACUUGUGGGAAUCGCAUCUUUUGGCGUGGCGAGUUUCGGUUUAGAAGAUGAACAUGCUCAAGAGACAGUCGAGUAUCAAUUUUCGCCGAAAAAUAUCAAACUUGUUAAAAAACGAAACUUCUACUUUGGACCUAAAUUCGCAGAUCUCAUCAGACUAGGCGCAAAAUAUGCACCUUGUAUGAGAAGGGAUCGGAAAAUCAUGGACAUCAUCGGUUGCGAGCAGCAGAAAGAACAACAAACUGCUUGUUGCAAAUAUGGAAACAAAUGUAUUCAAGCCUCGAAAGCCGAAUGCGACCACCACAUGUACCAGUUCAUGACGUUGAAUGAUUCUACUUGGAUGGGCUCGACCGGGGGUAACAACAACUGGCACUCGGCUUAUCAGGAAUUCAAAACCGGCUCUGUUUGUGGACUUGACCCAUUUUUCUGCGACGAAACCCAUACCGAAGUUCUGUUCAACCUGGAAUUCGAAAAAGACAAAAACGAAAGCUUUUCCCGGAGACACACACCAAAAUGGAGAAGCGGCACUCCGGAUGAUAUCACUCGCUGGCCGAAAUGCUCCGCCUCGCCCGAGAAAAUGCUCGAAAUCGGAAGGAAAAAUAGCCGCGACGCUCCACCAUGGAUGACCUGUAAUGUCAACGCUAGACCCUGUUGCAUUGGUACUGAAGGACAAUGCAAGAUUGUGUCGAAAGAAUACUGCGAUACAAUGGAGGGAAAAUGGCAUGGGGAUGCAUUUUUAUGUUCCCAAGUCGAUUGUUUGAAGGACACAUGUGGGCUGAUUCCUUUCCUGACUCCCUUCGUUCCCGAUCAAAUUUAUCGACUUCAUUUGUCACUUUUCAUCCACGCUGGAAUUCUUCAUCUUUGCAUAACUCUCUUCUUCCAGAUGGUGGUGCUACGAGAUUUGGAAAAACUAGCAGGCUGGUGGAGAAUAGCGUUGAUUUACAUUCUCUCUGGCAUGGUUGGAAAUCUUGCGUCUGCGAUUUUCGUUCCCUACAAACCUGAUGUUGGACCAAGUGGCGCGCAAUAUGGACUUAUUGCGUGCCUCUUUGUCGAGUUCAUCCAAAGCUGGCAGCUCUUGGAUCAACCCUGGCAUGCAGUUUUGAAACUCGCCGUUAUCGCAAUUUUCCUGUUUUUAUUCGGACUCUUGCCGUGGGUUGACAACUACGCUCAUAUCUUUGGCUUCAUUUCCGGCAUUCUUCUGUCCUUUGCUCUUUUGCCCUACAUUGUUUUCGGAAAAUUCGACCAAGGACGAAAGAUGUUCCAAGCUUUGACCUCCAUUGCUGCCUGGCUAGCGAUGACAGUCGUUUUGCUGAUAGUGUUUUACUACUCUGAUUUUGAAGUGGAAAACGCAUCGCUACUGACGUGUAUUUCUCUUGUCGGCGAUCAACAAGAUGAGACUUCAAUCAACUUCUGCAAAGAGCACCUCAACAAGCCCGUACGGUACGACGAGUUCUGGGAAGUCCACGACGAACAGACGUGGAUCAACGAAAGACGCUGCGUUUUAAAGAACCCUUGA
This is a messenger RNA of Oikopleura dioica, 3078 nucleotides long. NCBI's taxonomy places the organism in Eukaryota, Metazoa, Chordata, Appendicularia, Copelata, Oikopleuridae. The record is from the annotation of a GenBank genome assembly.